Molecule: messenger RNA, 1698 nt
Organism: Diachasma alloeum
Lineage: Eukaryota; Metazoa; Arthropoda; Insecta; Hymenoptera; Braconidae
Gene: Fntb
Product: protein farnesyltransferase subunit beta
Exons: 6
Coding region: 288-1496 (402 amino acids)
Biological process (GO): protein farnesylation
Cellular component (GO): protein farnesyltransferase complex
Molecular function (GO): protein farnesyltransferase activity
Source: RefSeq, a predicted model, not a curated record
AUAAUUCGCAUAUUGAGGAGUGUGAUGAGCAACAGAUGGGAGGGAUGGAAGCCCUUAAAUCUAAUCAGUGUUAUUAUGAUUAUCGAAGAAUAUCGGCAAUAUCAUCGUCUGUUGUACCGGAGAAUUAUAGAAACCUGCUGUACCAAUACCUCCGAUAAUGCACAAAAAUGGAUAAACUGGAGAGAACCUAAUCACACGAAACAGAGUGAAAAACAAAUAAUCUCUUCGAUUAUCUCUGGAAGUUCUGUGGAAUUGAGAGUCCAAGGUUAAUUGGGUUAAUUUAUAAUAUGUGGAAAACGGAAUUUUAUGAUGCUGAGGAAGAGGAAUCGGUGAGGAUGUAUUCAAAACUUCGGGAGGCAGCCCACGACACUGAAGGCGUUGAGACAGUGACAUCCAGAGAACAGGAGAAGGUCGAAGGAGAUGUCCUCAAACUGUAUAAUCUCAACAGAGAGCCAUUGUUGACGAAAAGUCGACACAUCGGAUUUUUAAAGAAAUCUUUGAUUAAUAUUUCAGCAGCUUAUGAAUGUUUAGACUGCAGCAGACCCUGGUUAUGCUACUGGGGCCUGCACGCCCUUCAAAUCCUCGGAGAGCGAUUGGAGGUCGAUGAGUACCAGAAAAUCGUUCAGUUUUUAUCGAAAUGCCAGGACCCAGAGGGAGGAUUCGGGGGUGGUCCAGGUCAAUAUCCCCACCUGGCGUCCACUUAUGCUGCUGUCUCAGCACUCUGUAUCAUUGAGACUAGGGAAGCGUAUGAGGCGAUCGAUCGAGAAUCGCUGUAUAAAUUCCUGAAAUCUGUGAAAUACGAGGACGGUAGCUUCAGCAUGCACAGGGACGGAGAGGUAGACAUAAGAGGAGUCUACUGUGCAAUUGCUGUUGCUAAAUUAACGAAUGUUUACACGCCAUCGCUCUUCAAAAAUACCGAGCAGUGGAUAGCCCGAUGUCAGACCUGGGAGGGUGGUUUCGGAGGGUGUCCAGGGAUGGAGGCUCACGGGGGAUAUACCUAUUGUGGAUUGGCUUCGCUUGUACUUCUUGGGAAGACUCACAUGUGUCAUUUACCUUCGUUAUUGCGAUGGCUAGUAAAUAAACAAAUGCAGUUGGAAGGUGGUUUCCAAGGAAGAACGAACAAACUAGUCGACGGUUGUUACUCCUUCUGGCAGGGUGCCUCUUUCCCCCUGAUCCACGCUAUUUUAUCUAACGAAGCUAAUCUACCAAAUACCAACUACUGGCUGUUUGAUCAGGCAGCCCUCCAAGAGUACUUACUCAUCUGCUGUCAGCACCCCUACGGCGGCCUCCUCGACAAGCCAGAGAAAAACCGGGACAUUUACCACACAUGUUACGGCCUGAGCGGUCUCUCCAUAGCCCAGAACUCGCCAACCCCUCUAAUAGUCGGCAGAAAGCACCAAAACUCUGUCGAAAUAAUUCACCCCCUGUACAACCUGGUGCUAGCCUCAGUGGCGAACGCCCUGAGUCACUUCAACAAACUCCCAUUACCGGAUUGAACCCUCCACAACAACAACUUAAACCCCAACGAUGGACCAAGGAGAUGUUCGAGCGAUACUCAAAAGUUUCAUAAGUUUUUUAUAACCUCACAAAGUCACUUGUUGUUAAUAACUGAUUGAAUUGACGCUAGAAUCUAACUGUCGAUAAAUGUUGAAUUAAUGUUGACUCCAGGUGGUCUCGAAAUAUAAUAAUUGAAACGUU